AUGGCUCACCCGGCACAGAACCAGCUGUUCACGCCGCCGGUAGUCUUUGUGGCAGUUCUACCCGCCGGGGCUAUCGCCACCGACGCCGUUGGAAUGGUCGCCCGUUUCCAAUGUAUGUCUUCCGAAGAGAGCAGUAAAAGCGUAAAAUUCCAGGCGGCAGACGAGAAGAUUGUGACGGCAGUUCAGAAUGAUGGACGAUCUUUCAUCAGAUGGAAUAGUCCGAGCAACGGAAACAGACCUGCUAUGGUGGAAACCCGCGACGCUGAAAUGGAGUCCCUACAUGGCCUUGCAAAGCAGAAACUACCCAAGUCGAACCCAAGCCUGGAAGCCGUAUUGCCCAAAAUGUACGCAAAAGACAGCACGUACGCGGACGAUUUAACAUGGGUGAUCGUGUUCACCCCCAUUCAGGCGCGCCGGGCUUUUCCCCACGGCUACACAGACGCUGGCAAUCUCACCAUCCUCGGGGUUCUUGCCAUCUUUCUUCCGUACAAGUGUGGUCGAGACCAGAUUUUGAGAUCUUUCCACUUCGGAUUCUGCGAGGCCGCUAGCGGAAUGCUGGAGUCUCUCGCCAACGGGCAUGACAGAUUCCUCACGGAAGCAUGGGAAGAGCGAAAUUUCAACCCCGUGGCCGGAUAUGGUGCUGCAACGCCAUGGAACGCGGCGGGUGGAAAUCCGAACACCAGCCUGACAGCGGAAAGUAGCUCCACUUCGACAUCGCGUUCCAGCUCAAUGACUUCAGACCGGAACCAAGCCGAUGAACCCGAUGACGAUGGCCCAAAGGGCGACUUUCCAACAGAAGACACCGGGAACGGAAACUCCACCGUUGUUGAUGAUGACACUUUGGAGUAUAUCAAGGCAAGCACAAAAUUGGCCGAAAAGCGUGCGGCGAAACGGGCGAAAAUCCCAGCUGCGGGCACUGGUCGAAACUCCAGCUCGUCCAACUUUCCACCCCUGUCCGGAGCCAGCGAACCCGGCCCGAUCACCUCCCAAUCCAACGAUGUAGUCAAUGCCCCGAAAAGCGUCCAAGUCCUCCGGCAGAUCACCGCCGACCUCGGGAAAAACAACUUGACCCCAGCGGACGCGCCACUGCAGUAUCAACGCAGAGACUAG
Molecule: messenger RNA, 1110 nt
Organism: Zymoseptoria tritici IPO323
Lineage: Eukaryota; Fungi; Ascomycota; Dothideomycetes; Mycosphaerellales; Mycosphaerellaceae
Exons: 1
Coding region: 1-1110 (369 amino acids)
Source: RefSeq, a predicted model, not a curated record